AUGUUGAGUGAUCCCACCGACGGUGGGCUCUCGAACCUGGGCGCGUCUAGUACAGAACCAUCUUCCGACGCAAUCCAGACCUCUCGCGUGGUUAACUCUAAGAUCCGGAUUCCGCGCUUAGGGACCGCCCCCGUCGCCGCUCACCGCCAACGCACCGGCCGGGCAUGUGCUCUCUGUCAUCAGAGGAAGACCAAAUGUGACGGCCAAAAGCCUCAAUGUAAACAAUGCCGUCAAUUGGGUUUCCCAUGUACUUAUGUGGGGUCAAAGAGAGAACGACAAAAGUGGGCCCUGGAAUCCGUCCAAGCGAAGAUCCAGUCUUAUGAGUCCCUGUUGCAACGUAUCAUUACGGAGAGCAGCGAGGAUCCAUCCAAGUUCAAGCUGAUUGAAGAACUGAUCACGAGACACUUUGAGGGGGCACCGACGAUACUUACACCACUACUAGCGCUAGGGUCCCCUUCAGACCGAAGCCCGUUCCCGUCCAACCAUGGCCUAUCAUUGUACCGAAUGCUUGCCGCGUGGAUGUCCCAUGCCCGCAGUGAGACCCAGCCACUUGCGCAGAAGCCAGUCAUCCAGAUCACCGGGAUUCAUCGUUGGACCUUGCUGGCGAACAAUGACACGGCGAGCCAUCUAUUGUCACUUUACUUUAUGUGGGAGAAUCCGACCUGGCAACUGAUUGACAAGGAUUUAUUUGUCCGCGACCUCGAAAGUGGACACGGAAAGUUCUGUUCCGCAUUAUUGGUUACCGUAUUACUCUUUUUUGGCUGUAGCCUAUCAUACAAUCUAGAUAGGAUCACAGAUCGACGAGAAGAAAAGUUGCUUAGCAAGAAAUUAUAUGCCGAAAUACAGCGUCUAUGGGAGAUCGAAAAACGUAUCGAGAGUCUUGCCACUGCUCAGUCCAGCAUCCUGAUUGGGUUGCUCUGUUGCACGUUCGGCUUAGACAGAUUCGGCACCCAGUAUAUAAUGCAUGGCGCUCAACUAUGCCUAAAUCUAGGUCUUCAGCAUGAGCAUCCCUCAUACUUUUAUGACGACGCACCGGACGAAGAUGGACAGCUCGCCAAGUGUCAUAAGUUAGUUUCCUGGGCAGUGUAUGAUGUUCAAGGCAUUGCUUCUCAAGUUUACAGAAAGGUACCAGCCUGGAAAGAGCCCCCGUCCGUGAAAUUCUCCCCAGUUGAAGCGGCAGGAUUAGAUGCAGGUGUUGAAUGGAGUCCCUAUCCGUUCAUCACUCCUAUUUCCCAGCCAUUCUUCUUCACGGCGGCGUGCUUCAGGUCUGACCUCGUUACUAUAGUUCAUCACAUUGCCGAAUUUGCCCUCCGGUUUCCAGAUGCGGUCAUGGGCAAUGAUGAUUGGGAGUACGGCCACCAAUUACAUAAAAAACUGCUCCAAUGGAAGGCUACCCUGCCUCCUGUUCUUCUACUUGAACAAAAUACAACACCGCAUGUUAUCUGCUUACAUGAAUAUUACCAUGCAACGAUUGCAUCUCUGUGCCAAGUCUUCUGCGCAAACUUGGGCUCGACAGAUGGCCAGAUUCCGAAUCCAGAAGAGUUUGAUCCGUACACAAUAGUAUCGCAAGCGUUGGAUGCCAUAGGCUCCUUGAUAUUGCUAUUCAAACGCUGUCACGGGUGGAAGUCUCUACCGGUCGUCAUGCUGCACUAUUUCUGUGUCGCAGGGGUUCAUUCAGUCUCAAAAUUAAAUGCCCAUGAGCCAAAGUGGAGAUAUGUUCUAGAGGAUUGCGUGGUGGGCCUCUGGCACAUGAGUUUAGGGUGGGGCCGAUUAUGCACCGCAUUCCUUCGAACGAUCGAACUGGUCCUGAAGCAAAGCAAUCCGGACCCGUCUCUCGUGCCUUCUAGGGUUGCCGAGAUCCUCAGGCAACUAAACGAGGGCGAUCUGUGGACGGUGACAGACAUCUCAUCCCUGGCGGCCGACUAUGUAGUUCACCAAGUGGCCACUCAACCGGAGUCGAGUUCGAGCCCGUGGUCUGCUUACCGGUCCCAAGGACUGCAGAGUCUCAUCCAUGACAUGGAUAGCCUUUCCAUUAAUCUAAGCUCUGAAUCCCCGGAGUCCCUCUCAUCCGUCAAGGGGCCCUAUGACUCUCGCAGUUCCAAAGCCCCUGACAUGCGAGAUGCCGAAGAGAUUAUAGAUAGUUAA
Aspergillus bombycis is the source of this 2145-nucleotide messenger RNA. Its product is annotated as putative C6 transcription factor. Gene Ontology annotation, molecular function: DNA-binding transcription factor activity, RNA polymerase II-specific; zinc ion binding. Gene Ontology annotation, biological process: regulation of DNA-templated transcription. Lineage: Eukaryota; Fungi; Ascomycota; Eurotiomycetes; Eurotiales; Aspergillaceae. The transcript is spliced from 5 exons. The record is from RefSeq and is a predicted model, not a curated record. Bases 1 to 2145 code for a protein of 714 amino acids.